This is a messenger RNA of Sabethes cyaneus, 2303 nucleotides long. It is a transcript of the gene verm, whose product is annotated as chitin deacetylase 1. Bases 139 to 1764 code for a protein of 541 amino acids. Gene Ontology annotation, cellular component: extracellular region. Gene Ontology annotation, molecular function: chitin binding; protein binding. The transcript has 5 exons. NCBI's taxonomy places the organism in Eukaryota, Metazoa, Arthropoda, Insecta, Diptera, Culicidae. Gene Ontology annotation, biological process: carbohydrate metabolic process. The record is from RefSeq and is a predicted model, not a curated record.
UGUGAACGCGGAGGAACAGGAGAGUGUGAAUUUUCGCUUCGCUGUGCGCCUCCCCCCCGUGUGUGUGCGCGCGAGAGCACCAUAAAACAGAAAAGAAACAGUUCACCCUGAGCAGUGGCAGAGUGCAGUAGCCUUGAAAUGGCGAAUGUGAUCAGAUUACUCGGUUUUCUGUGCUUAGUGGCCGCAGUCGCUACCGCGGAUUUCCGUACCAAACGGCAGGACGAUGAUGCCGACCUGGAUGACAGCAUCGACGAGCUGUGCAAGGAUCGACCGGCGGACGAAUACUUUCGGCUCAGCACGGACGGUGACUGCCGCGAAGUCGUGAGGUGCGAUAAUGCUGGUGAAAAUGGCAUCACAAGACUGGCACGCGUACGUUGCCCAACUGGGUUGUACUUUGACGUUUACCGUCAAACCUGUGAUUGGAAAACGAACGUUAAAAAUUGCGAUGAGCUAGGAAAACCAAGAAAGGUUCUCCCGAUCCUGAAGACCGAUGAGCCCAUCUGUCCGGAAGGCAAACUGUCCUGUGGAAACGGCGAAUGCGUCGACAAGGAACUUUUCUGCAACGGAAAGCCUGACUGCAAGGAUGAAUCCGAUGAAAAUGCUUGCACCGUCGAACUGGACCCGAACCGUGCUCCGGACUGCGACACCACCCAGUGCGUACUGCCGGAUUGCUUCUGCUCCGCUGACGGUACCCGCAUCCCCGGAAACAUCGAACCCCAGCAGGUCCCACAGAUGAUCACGAUCACCUUCAACGGUGCCACCAACGUGGACAACAUCGAUCUGUACGAGGACAUCUUCAACGGACAGCGUCAAAACCCGAACGGUUGUCAAAUCCGCGGUACGUUCUUCGUUUCGCACAAGUACACCAACUACUCGGCGGUUCAGGAUCUGCACCGCAAGGGACAUGAGAUCUCCGUUUUCUCGCUGACCCACAAAGAUGACCCGAACUACUGGACACAAGGUACCUACGACGACUGGCUAGCCGAAAUGGCUGGAGCUCGUCUGAUCAUCGAGAGAUUCGCCAACAUCACGGACGGUUCGAUCAUCGGUGUCCGUGCCCCGUAUCUACGCGUCGGUGGUAACAAGCAAUUCGAAAUGAUGGCCGAUCAGUUCUUCGUGUACGAUGCUUCGAUUACCGCUUCCCUUGGACGUGUACCCAUCUGGCCGUACACCCUGUACUUCCGCAUGCCGCACAAAUGUAACGGAAAUGCCCACAACUGUCCAUCCCGUAGCCACCCAGUCUGGGAAAUGGUCAUGAACGAACUUGAUCGACGUGAUGAUCCAACCUUCGACGAAUCCCUCCCCGGUUGUCAUAUGAUCGACUCCUGUUCCAACGUACAAUCCGGUGAACAGUUCGGACGUCUUCUGCGCCAUAACUUCAACCGCCACUACAAUAGCAACCGUGCCCCGCUUGGUCUGCACUUCCAUGCCUCCUGGUUGAAAUCCAAGAAAGAAUACCGCGAAGAACUAAUCAAAUUCAUCGAAGAAAUGCUGGGACGCAACGAUGUCUUCUUCGUCACCAUGCUCCAGGUCAUCCAGUGGAUGCAGAACCCCACGGAGCUAAACGCUCUGCGUGAUUUCCAGGAAUGGAAAGAGAAAUGUGAUGUCAAGGGACAACCCUACUGCUCCCUCCCGAAUGCCUGUCCGCUAACAACCCGCGAGCUGCCAGGGGAAACGCUGCGUCUUUUCACCUGCAUGGAGUGCCCGAACAACUAUCCCUGGAUUCUGGAUCCGACUGGAGAUGGCUUCACCACCAAGAAGUAAGAAAGCUCGCGCCCGGGAGACACUCCAAAUCCACCGAAAGUCUGAUUUAGUUGAGUGAGGAUAAAUAGUGAAACCAAGAGAGCAUAUUUGAAAGCAUCCAAGGGUACGGAGACGACAAAAAAACGAGCGUCUCGCAAAUCAACUUCCUUCACCCCCAACAGGGCAAAGAAAACUGUUGUAAAUAUUUUUACACCCCUUUCCAACGUACCCAAACGCCUAUCCAGUCCAAACUUAGACCGAUCCAUUCCAUAUACACUCUAAAUUGCGCCAUUUUACGUGCGGAAUGGAAUGCGCAUAGACAAACUAAGAGAAAAAAAUAAAACAUUGACAGAACGUGAUAAUUCUAAUGACAACCAACAAAUUGCAAAACUCUACCAUCGAAUGCAACGCGAUACAAGCGAAUUAGACAGCACACUGCGGUCUCGAAAUUUCCGAUUUUGCUAGGGAACAAACAGACCAGACAAAUGUUUAUGAUUAUAUUAUUCUAUACUCGUAAAUUUGUUAACUUAUCGCUGAAGGCAGCAUCUCAGCCGUACGCU